UAGGUCUGGUCUUAAGUAAUGAUCUCUGCAGCUGACUUCAACAGACAAGUUGUUCACUCAUAGAGAAAAAGAUUGUCAGGGGAAAAAAUAAAUAGAGCUGCAGAGCAGAGGAAACCACGGCUCACCAACACAGAUCACCAUCACUGCCCCUUAGUCCACCCAACCAGGACGGCAUCCACAGCCUUCUACCGGGGAAGAGACAGGUAAUGGAGAAGUUCUUUAAGCCCGUUCACAGCCCCUGUGGCCCGGACGAGACCAAGCCGCGGAGACAGCACCAUCAUCAUCACCAAGAACCUCAGUCACACAGGUACGCAAUGUUUGAUGACACAGACAGAAAUACAGACGAAAGCCAUGGGCACCACCGUCACCAUCAACACGGUCACUAUCUCCAUGACAACCCCCAUCAUGAUGCCCACCAGCGUCAUCAAACACAGCAAUUUCACCACAGUGAGGAAGACGAGAUACUUUACGACCACGAAACAUCGGUAACUCUCUCCAGGGCCUCUUCCUCCUCUCUCUCUUCCUCCUCUUCCUCCUCUUUUUCUUCCUGGUACACAGAGACGAGUGCAAAUGACCCCUUCUCUCUUCGUCAUGCCGAGCAGCCGCAGCAUUCCCUGUCCUGCUCCAACAUCGCAGACGUGCGCAGAGGUUUCAGAGAGGACGACAGCAGCGAGCCCCUCGUCUAUGCCACCAUCAAACAUGGCAAGAGCGGCAGUAUUUGUAGUGAGUUACAGGGGAAUACACAAAAGAGGAAAAAGCGUGGUUUUUCUUCUCUUGACCGAGGUCACAGCAUCAGUGACCUAGGCCUCCUGCAGGGUAAUGAGAGGGAUGUUGGACAGGGACAAUCCAGGGUACCUCAUAUGAACUAUGGACCUCUGUAUAAGACAGCUAGUUUGAACCGAAGCCUGGCUUUCAGUGAGGAGGACAUUCUGUUAGGGGUCUCCAGGGGUCCCAAGAGAGCAGUGUCCUCUAGCCAGCUACCCAGCAAAGGCAUCCUUAAAAACAAGGCGCCUCUUACUGACAUUCGCAAGGCUAAGUCAAUGGAGGUGCUGUCCCCAAGAAUUUCCAACGGACAAGAUCCCAGUGGACAGAAGGGGAAAGGGGUAACUCAAGUCGAGGUAGAGCAAGCCAGGGCAAAUUUUGUGCAGGGAAAAAUGCAAUUCUCAGCCUUUCUAGAUGAGAUUACAAAACAGGUUAUAAGUCCGUCACAACUCAACAUCUUGGGUGUGAACAGUAAUAAAACUACUGGAAAGACACCCGCCCCAGCGCAAACACCUGCCCCAGCACAAACACCUGGCCCGGUCAAGCCUCAGCUCCCACCCAAGAAGCACAGAGAGAGCUCAGGGCAGGAGAGGGAGCAGCAUCCGAAACAGCACAGCAGACAGGAGAAAGCAGCUCGCAGCAGCUCUCGGAAACACUCCAACUGCUCCAACCCUGACAAACUGAUCUCAUAUGCGGCUAAGAACCACCACGGUAGCCCCCCACCUCAUCACUACCCCAACUCUCCCAGCCACAGUACUCACCAUGGAAGCAGCCGUAAAGACAGGAUGCCCUCGCCCACAGGGGGCUCCGUGUCAGGGGACAGAUACGGUAGAUGUGGCUCUCACCUCACAGAUGGCACCAGCACCAGCCCUGAACCCAGCCAGCCCAAACGCCACCACCGCAAACAGCAGCCCACCGCUGCCUCCUACCCUGAACAUACCCAGCACUUCCCUCAGCACCAGCCCCAACAGGUCCACCCUGGCCCUCCUGCGGGGCCGGGCCUCGGAUCUGAAUCUUCAUCCACAAAAUCAGAUUCAUCCAGGGCCAGGGACACAGCCUCCACACCUACCAGUCACAGCUCGGAGCAGAGUGUCCGACACCAUUCACUGCCUGUGGGGCACUCUAGACAACGCAGGGACACACUGAGCGAUGCAGACCACCUCCAGGCACUGCAGGAAGAGAAUGACGAUCUUCACCAGAACUUAUUGCAGACGGUGGUUUGCAUCGAGAGCCUGGAGGCGGAGUUGCAGAGGACCAGGGACGAGCUCAGCCAUGUCAAGGAGAAAUAUAAAAGCCUUCUAGAGACCCACACUGGGACCAAGCAGGCCAAUAACCUGCUGGGGGAACACCUCCAUAUAGCAUCAGAGAGCCUGAGCAGUGAGAGGAAGUACCUACUGAACCGUGUGUCCCAGCUGAGCUCAGAGUUGGAGGACGCUCACAGGACCAUGGCAGCCCUGGAGAACAUUAAUGUGCCGUGCUUGAUAAAGGAGUUAUUAGAGAAGCACUUUGAUUCAACUGAGGCCAUACAGAAGUUUCUGAUGACUCCUGCUCCAAUCAGCCAUUCUGCCGCCUCUCCACAAGCAGACGCCCAAUCCCAUGCUCCUAAAAUGGAGCAAAAAGCACAUGAUUGGUUGGCAAAAUCAGACGCAGGCACACAGAGGGUCACAGCCUUCCUACCAUUUAAACAGGGAGGGCCGACAGCAGGAAUUGAAGCCAGUCCCUCAAGCCAGCAUGAGUCCAGCCAAAGCCCACCUUUCUCUGUAGCUGACAUCAGCACUGCUAUCUAUAAGAAAAUGGCUGCCAGUUAUUCUGCCAGACCACAACCUCUCUAUCCCCAAAGCCAACAGCAGCCUCUCCUGGGCACUAACCACACUGACACUCCUCCAAACCUCCAGCAGGCCCAUGUGGGUGGUGAUAGCUGGGGUGGGAAGGGAGGGGUAAAGGUAACUCUUUUGGAGCAGGAGUUUGUGGAUGUGACGUCCAUGUCAGCUCAGCAGAUCCUGGAUGAGUUCAUGCAGCAGCUGCAGCCCCAUAAGGAGACAGGUGGAGGAAAGGAGCAGCAGGGUGGUCAAGAGUGGGCGAGUGGAGCGGAACAUACGGGCAAAGUGGCAGACUGAAAGUGGCAUCUAAAAACAUGGCAGGAUGAAUGUAUAUGCUCAUCUUGUUGCCUUGAAGUAUGUAUUUAUUCAUGUAUCAGAUGCAAACAUUGUACCCUCAAACUACCAGUUUUGCUGAAGCUGAGAAAAUCACUUUUUUGGCUUGUAAAUAAUAAAUGAUAAAUGUACUUUUAGGAUUUUAAAAACCAGAAUUCAUGAAGGAAAAGGAAGACAUUUCUUUUGAAAAAUAAAGCCCACAUAUAAAUCAAUUAUAUUUGGACAGCAGUUUACACUCAAAACUUUUAACCUAACAGUUAAUGCAUGUAAAAAUUAGCAACAGACCAAUUAAAUGCUAAAAUAUUUAUGAAAGGGAAGAUAAAUAUAAUUAUAGCAAACUAUUUCCACGUAUACUUAAUACCUUUAUUUCCAUUUAAGCAGCCAUUUUAAUUAUGUUUUACUUUGUCUAUUCCUUUACCCUGUUAACCUGUGAUUUCCUCCCAAAUUAACAGAAACCAUGCUGAUCACAUAAAAUGUCAUCUGCAUACAAAGUCACCAUUGUCACUGUUGACAAUAGUGAGAAUCAAAAUGGCCUCUGUGCUCUGAAAAGUGCCAGUGGGCACCGAUGAAGUGACUCAUCCAGUAUUGUCACAUCCAGUUGAUGUGAACAGCCUUUUUUGAGAUAAAUACAUUGUUUUUAGAUAAAAGCGGCUCUUCGGUAUUUGGCUUUUAUUAUAUUGUACAACAUGACAUUAAUGAUUUCUGACAGUUAGCACACACUAUUAUUCAACAUCGUUAGCCGUUUUAUCAGGGUAAGCUUUUUUAAAUAUUGGAUUUUAUGAGAGAUGGCUGUGCUAUCAAUUGGUAUAAUUCAAUAAAUGGCUGUUGAAUGACAAAUGACUGUAGCUAUCUGAAGAAUGAAGACUACCUUUUCAAAUGCUGAGAGGUACUCAGUCACUUACCUCUUGAAGCUGCUUUCACACACUUCAGAGAGAGAAUAGUUACCCUUCAGUAGCAGCCUCAAUGUCAACAUCAAUUGAAAGAUAUGAUUUCCACUUUUGUUAAUAAUAAUAAUUCAACCAAGAUGACAUACCUCUUGAAGUUUUUACACAGACAAUCUUAUUUGUGCUUCCUUACAUUGUUAAUUUUUAAUGGUUGUACUUUAUAUUCAUGAAGAAAUUUGGGCUGUAGGAAGCAGACUGAUAUUCAGAACUGGAAAACUGCUCUUUACCUGAUAGGAAAUUAUUUAUAAUAUUUAAAAUGAUUUACUAGUUUAUGUGAAAUAUAUGUUUAAAUUUGUAGAAAAUGUCAAAUUACUUUGUGUAACUAUGUAUUGCCUCUGUGUAUAUAUGGUACAUUCCUUCCUUUCUGAAAUAUUAUGGGGUAGAUGUUUUAAGCUGAUUAGUGGCACAACCAAACGUACAGUUAAGUCACAUUAAGUUCAAGGUAUUGUGAUAACGUAGAUUGGAUAGAGUGCAGCAGCAACACCUAAAUGUUAUUUUAAUCUGUAUAACCCACAGUUAUCAUCAGUGUACAUGUACCCUCUGCAUCAUGCAAUUAUCAAUACUGCUAGUCUGCAUCAAUUCAAUAUACCAAUAAACAAUACUCAAAUUAAUACAACAUCCCAGAUUCUAUGUGUGUGUUCAUUAUUCAUUAUUUCUUGUUCUCUCUCUUCUUGUUAACU
Messenger RNA from Morone saxatilis (striped sea-bass), 4539 nucleotides. RefSeq names its product histone-lysine N-methyltransferase, H3 lysine-79 specific. The record is from RefSeq and is a predicted model, not a curated record. The coding region runs from base 207 to 2879 and encodes 890 amino acids. The transcript is spliced from 7 exons. NCBI's taxonomy places the organism in Eukaryota, Metazoa, Chordata, Actinopteri, Moronidae.